AUGGUUAAUGAAACAUCUAAUGUAAACAAGUCUGGUAUGUUUAGAAUAAGAGCAUUUAAUACAUACCAUACUUGUCCUUUGAAGGAUAAAGUGUAUUCACAAAAACAUGCCACAAGCAUGCUGAUUGGAGGGAUCGUUAAACCAAAACUUGUUGAUCACAAGAGAAAAUAUACACCUUCUGAUAUUCGCAGUGAUGUAAAGAUAUAUUUGGGAGUUGAUGUAAAUUACUCGUUGGCUUGGAGGGCUAGAGAAAAGGCUCUAGUUUCAUUGAGGGGGACUGUAGUUGCAUCUUACAGCAAACUUCCAACAUAUUUGUAUAUGAUGAAUAUUACAUAUCCAGGCUCGCAUAUACGUCUAAAGAAAACAGAUAAAAAUGAGUUCUUGUAUGUUUUUGUUGCAUUGAAUAGUUUUAUACAAGGCUUUGAACAUUGCAGGCCUGUAAUUGUUGUGGAUGGAAGUCACCUAAGAGGACCGUAUAAUGGAACAUUUGUUGCUGCAAGUACAACGGACGGAGCAGUGUCAGAUAGAAAUAAAACUAUCAUAAAGGCAGUGACUCAAGUGUAUAGAAAUGUGCCACAUUAUGCUUGCAUGUGGCACUUGCGGGGUAAUGUAGAGAAGAAAUUUAGGAAGGCAUCCAAGGAGCUAAGUCCUGUGUAUUAUACAAUGGAAAAGACUUGCAGCAGAGUUGAGUUUGACAUUUUUGAACAAUUGUAUACUACUAGUAAUGUAUAA
This is a messenger RNA of Solanum pennellii, 732 nucleotides long. RefSeq lists its product as uncharacterized. The transcript has 2 exons. The record is from RefSeq and is a predicted model, not a curated record. The coding region runs from base 1 to 732 and encodes 243 amino acids. NCBI's taxonomy places the organism in Eukaryota, Viridiplantae, Streptophyta, Magnoliopsida, Solanales, Solanaceae.